Molecule: messenger RNA, 2902 nt
Organism: Drosophila navojoa
Lineage: Eukaryota; Metazoa; Arthropoda; Insecta; Diptera; Drosophilidae
Product: spondin-1
Biological process (GO): cell adhesion
Cellular component (GO): extracellular matrix
Molecular function (GO): serine-type endopeptidase inhibitor activity
Source: RefSeq, a predicted model, not a curated record
AUAAUUAAUGGCGUUUUAAUUGUAGCAACCAAGAGGGAAACUCAGAGACACAGAGAGUAAGAGAGUGAGAGGCAGAACAAGUAAUUCAUAGAGAUGAGAAUCGUAUGCAUCACAAUUCUAUUGGCAACCACCUGCUGCUUGCCAGCCAGCGAGGCGUGCAAUCGUGUGCCACAGGGAGCCACCGCAGCAAAGUCGCCCGUGGAUGAGAACUUCGUCGUGUCCGUGGCGGGCCAUGCCCAGAGCUAUGUGCCCGGCCAGAAGUACAACGUUUCGCUGAGCGCCUAUUCGGGUCUAUCGUUUGUGAGCUUUAUGCUCGCCCUGGAGCUCGAGUCGGGCGCUGCGGAGAGCGAUCCGAAUGCAAUGGGCGCCUUUGAGCUGAUCGACUUGUCGGAGACACGGUUCAGUCCACGCUGUCCCAAUGUCGUGGAGAACACGAACACGAAUCUGAAAACCCACGUGGACGUCGUCUGGGCAGCUCCGACCAUGGCGGGCCAGGGCUGUGUGCUGAUACGUGCGACAGUGAUGCAGCAUCGCGAUGUUUGGUUCAUGGACGAUGGGCUGCUGACCAAGCGCAUGUGCGAGGAGGAAGUGGACGACAUCAAUACGCAGCCCAGCAUUGUGGAUCCAUGCUGUGCCUGCGAUGAGGCCAAGUAUGAGCUAACCUUCGAGGGCAAAUGGUCGCGGCACACCCAUCCCAAGGACUUUCCGGCCAACAGCUGGCGCACGAGGUUCAGCGACAUCAUCGGCGCCUCGCACACCAUCGACUAUCGCUUCUGGCAGUACGGCGAGCUGGCCAGCGAGGGCCUGCGCGAGGUAGCCGAGCACGGCUCGACGCGCACACUGGAGAGCGAGCUGAAGGACCAGAGCGAGCACAUUCGAACGAUUAUCAAGGCGCGCGGCAUUGCCUAUCCAAAUGUGACGGGCAAGACGUUUGCUGUCUUCCGCGUCGACUCCAAUCACCAUUUGAUCUCGCUGGUCUCCAUGGUUGAUCCGUCGCCCGAUUGGAUUGUGGGCGUGUCUGGGCUAGAGCUAUGCUUGCCCAAUUGCUCGUGGGUGGAGAACAAGGUGCACAAUCUAUAUCCCUGGGAUGCGGGCACCGACAGCGGUCCCUCCUACAUGUCUGCCGAUCAGCCGCAAGUGCCACCCGACGUUGUGCGUCGCAUCAAGUCCAACUUUCCCAAUGAUCCGCGCUCUCCCUUCUACGAUCCCACAGGCGCCGAAAUGAAGCCCUUGGCUACUUUGCACAUAAACAGGCGUCGUCUCUAUGAAAAGAAUUGCGAAAUACCUGAUGCGGAGCAAUUGCCUAUGGAGUGUGGCACAACCGCCUGGACACGUUGGGAUGAGUGCAGCACCAAAUGCGGUCCUGGCAAACAGUACAGAACGCGCGAGUUUAGGAACCCAACGCUAGCCAUGCGUCACAGAUGCAACAAUGCCUUGCGUGAGGAGAAGAACUGCAUGGGACGCAAGUGCGCCACAUUCAACGAGGAGGCCGCGGAGGGCGCGCAGCCCGAGGCAGAGCAGCCCAGCACGGAUCCCGAGUGCGGCCUGUCCGAGUGGAGCGAGUGGUCCUCGUGCACCGUGACCUGUGGCACGGGCGAGCUGGUGCGCACCCGGCACUACCUGAACAGGCGGGCCAAGAAGAAGUGCCAGAAGGCGAGCAAGGCGCGCUUGCAAGAGACCAGAGUCUGCGAGGCCAUCGACUGUGGCGGCGACAUAGGCAACGAGGCGAACGGCGAGGGUGAGCCGGAGGAGGGCCAGGCGGAGGGCGCUGGAGAGGAUGGCAAUGCGGAGAAGCGUUCGCUAUUCCGCAACUUUCAGAGCUUCAGUCAGCGCAGCGAGGACUAUAUACCGCCAGUGUGCGGCGUCUCGCCCUGGUCGGACUUCUCGCCCUGCCUGGGACCCUGUGGCGGCACCGGCCAGCGCCGUCGCAUGCGCAAAGUGUGGAACAACAACGAAGUGUACGGCGUGCACGAUCCCUCGGAUGACGGCACCGAUCCCUGUCGCCACAUCAAACUCAUCGAGGUGGUCAACUGCACGAAUCCCAGCUGCGAUACGAUUGUGCCCACCUAUUGCUACGAGUCGCUGCGCGUGAGCCACUGUCGAGACAGCGACGUGGCCAACUUCUGGUACUACGACCACGUGAGUGAUCAGUGCGCCAUUUACUGGGCGGAUCGCUGCGACACGAAUCAGAACAAAUUCAAGUCGAAGGAGGAGUGCGAAGAGACCUGCCGCCUGCCCCGCCACAAGCAGGAGCUGCAGAUCGAGCGCCUCAGCCCGGAGAAGCCGCUGCCCGUCGAUUGCAUGGUCUCCGAGUGGAUUGCCCACAGCUGCAACGCCAGCUGCGGCGAGGGCGUACAGCUGCGGACACGCCGUGUCCUGCGCACACCCAAAUACGGCGGCAAGCCCUGCCCCAAGCACUUGGUGCGCAUGGAUCGCUGCUAUCAGCGCUGCGACGACAUGUAUUCGGUGAGCGGCGCCUAUGGCGAACGGCGCCACAUGCCCGCCAAGCUGCAGCCCCAGCUGGAGCCGCGCGACGAGUGCCGCUACUCCGAGUGGUCCGCCUGGACGCCCUGCACGGCGAGCUGCGGCGACAACUCUGUACGGCAGCGCACGCGCACUCUCCUCAACACGGACCUGAGCUACAAGUGCAAGGACCGGGUGCGCAUCGAGAAGUGCGUCAUGAUGCCGUGCCUGCUCGACAGCAACGACGACAGUGACAAGUGGUGAACACAAUUCCCACUGAAUCGAUAUGCCCUCUGAAUACUUUACAUACGUAUAUAUUGAUUAACAUUCAUUUAGCUACAAGUAUUAGCAGCUCCCACAAAUUGCAUGUCGAUCGAAGCAAUGGCUAACAACUAAAUAUCGUAUUAAUAAUAUAUUAAUAAAUAACUAAAUAAAUACA